AUGGGUCUUACAAAGCAGUAUUUACGUUACGCACCGAGUGGAACUUUUAAUGUGAUCGCUAGCACUGAUUGUAAUAGCUCACAUGUGUCAUUAAAUGGUGUUAGUGGACGAUACAUUGCUGUCGGAGCAUGUGAACAUGUUGUGGUUUGGGAUAUGAGGCUGGGCGAGAAGGCUCAAGUUCUUCCCGGAGACAACGUAGUUGUAUCACAAAUAGCAGCUAGUCCUAGUGGUAACCACGUAGCAGUGGGCUAUGUAGAUGGAAAUAUAAAUAUUUAUGAACUCGUCAAUAAUGAAAUUGUAUGUGUGUUUGCUGGUCACAAGUCUGCUAUCACAUGUUUGCAGUAUGAUGAACAGGGACACCGCUUGGUGUCGGGUGCUAAGGAUACCGAGGUGAUCUUGUGGGAUGUUGUAGCAGAAACUGGUAAGGCUCGCUUUAGUGGCCAUAAAGGAGCUAUAACCAGUGUGCUGUUUGUAAAUAGCAAGAAUUGUGUCAUCAGCACGUCUAAGGAUACAUUCACAAAAUUCUGGGAUAUAGAAACAAAACACUGUUUUAAAACUUUGGGAGGACAUCAAAUGGAAAUAUGGUCUGCAGUACUUUUAAAAGAGGAAAGGUAUUUAGUUACUGGCAGCAUGGAUCAGGAGUUGAGGGUAUGGAAACUAAACUGGACAGCUGAUGUCAAAGAUGAAGAAAAGCUAGCCAGACAACUUGAAAUCGUAAAAUUAGAAGAAAAUGACACUAUUGAAGAUUCAUCUGUAUUACAGUGUCACCAAUUAGGCACUCUUGUGAGAGGAGGACGAGGCCGCGUGGUUGGCCUCUCUACAGACCCUGGACAGAGUGUGUUAGCAUGCCAUGGUACUGAUGCACUGCUCGAAUUAUUCUCCUUCUGCUCCGAUGAUGAGGCAAAACUUAGAAUGGAUAAACGAGUCAAGAAACAAAGGAAAAAAUUGGCGAAAUUAAAAGAAGCCGGCGAAUUAGAAACUGAAUCUACAGAUGUACCGGAACUGCUCACAUUAUCUGAUGAAGUGAGACGUCUGUUGAGCAUCAAGUUAGAUGCUAAACUGAAGUCUACCACCCUCCUGCUAGGCACUACUGGGGAACUCCGUGUUGGAGUCACUCUAGCCAACAAUACUGUGGAAUUACAUAGCUUGAAGAUUACUGAAGGAAAUCAAGUACAAUGUCUCAAACAGAUUACACAGCCUGGUCAUCAGAAGGACCCGCGGUGCGUGGCUAUUAGUUCAGAUAAUUUAGCGGUAAUCUCAGCCUCUGCGGAUUCUGUAAAACUAUGGAGUAGAUCGACACAAGCCUGCCUCCGUACAAUCCCAGUGACAUGUGGUCGUCCGUGCAGUAUAUGUUUCGCACCGGGCGACAGACAUGCGCUGGUUGGGUGCGCAGAUGGUUCCCUGCUUCUGGUCGACGUGGGCGCCGGGAAGGUUCUAGAACAAGUGCCUGCGCAUACCGCUGAGUGCACCACUGUUGGACUAACUCCUGAUAUGCGAGGUUGCUAUUCUGGCGGCGGUGACAAGACGGUCAAACUCUGGCAGUUUGAACUUAUACCAGAUCCCACAGGAGAAUCGAAAGCGAAGGUGCUAUCACUCCUACACACAAGGACCUUGGAACUGGAGGAGUCUGUUUGUGCAGUGAAAAUAAGUCCCAACAACAAAUUCAUUGCAGUAGCGUUGUUAGACUCUACCGUCAAAAUCUUCUUCCUUGACACUUUUAAGUUCUACCUAUCCCUAUAUGGGCACAAGUUACCAGUUUUGUGUCUGGACAUCAGCUACGAUUCCAACAUCAUAGCCACUGGCUCGGCAGACCGAAACGUCAAGAUUUGGGGCAUGGACUUUGGAGACUGUCACAAAUCCAUCUUUGCACAUAAUGACUCCGUGACUUCAUUACAAUUCGUGCCUUCAACACAUUACUUCUUCACUGCAUCGAAAGAUGGAAAAGUGAAGCAGUGGGACGCGGAUACAUAUGAUAAUAUAAUUACGUUACAUGGUCACGCGGGCGAGUGCUGGGCUGUGUGCGUGGGGUCGGGCGGGCUGCACGCGGCGUCGUGCGGCGCGGACCGCGCGCUGCGCCUGUACUCGCGCACGGACGAGCCGCUCGUACUCGGGGACACCGACGAGCAGGAGGAAGGACUGGCCACUGGAGAACAACACGCGCCAGUACCCGGCUUACCUGGUCUCAAUAUACCAACGAAGAAAACUAUCGGAGCAGAGAAAGCGGCGGACUCGAUAAUGGAAUGUCUGUCAGUGGGUGCGGAAUACAAGCGCGAGAUAGCAGAGGCGCGCGGCCAGUACGUGCAGCCCCCUCUAUUGAUGGCGGCUUACAACUGCACCACUCCCGAACACUUCCUCGUCGAGACACUCAAGAGGAUACGGUCGAGUGAUUUGGAAGAGGCUCUUCUAUUGAUCCCGUUCAGCGUAUCGUGCGAUAUAAUGAAGAUGUUACCGAAACUCCUGGACCGCGGCGACCACACGGAGCUGUUCUGUCGCCUCGCAGUGUUCCUGCUGAAGAUCCACCACGCACCCAUCGUGGCCAACCAGGCACUACUCAAGCAUAUGAUCCAAAUACAAGCCAAAGCUAACAUGCGGCUCAAUGAGUUACGAGACAUGGUUGGCUACAACGUGCACGCGCUGCAGUGGUUGCGGCGCGAGGCCGAGGCGGCCGACAACGAGCAACUCUUCCGCGAGGCAUUCACUGAGAACCGCAAGCGAGACAAACGGAGACGGGCGCGACAAGCCGUCAAACGACCCAUCGUUACUGUUACCUAG
This is a messenger RNA of Spodoptera littoralis (African cotton leafworm), 2772 nucleotides long. The record is from the annotation of a GenBank genome assembly. NCBI's taxonomy places the organism in Eukaryota, Metazoa, Arthropoda, Insecta, Lepidoptera, Noctuidae.